AUGGCCAAAAAAGUUGCCUAGAAAAAGUACUUGGGCUGGUCUUGGGCCACUGUGGUGGAGGUUUGGGGUACUUGUAUCAGAGUGACCCAUCAUCGAUAUUACUAGGAUCAAUGGGUACAAUACUCACAUUCCGUCAAUAUCAAAAACUGUAGAUUUAAUGCCUAGGAAAAGGAUGUUGGGUCCUGAAAAGGAUAAAGAAGAAUCGGUAUUUGGAACAUAAAUUAAUCCAUAUAUACAGAGAGAGAACCCUCACCAUCGAAUUCCUUUUAAAUGAACCAAAUCACAAUAAAAUAGAGACUGUCUGGGAAAACAAGACAGAAUUUUGCAGUAUGAGAGUUGUAGAAACAUGGGAAGGAAGAGAAAAUAAAGUUGAGGGCAAGUCAAAGAUCAGCAAUUAGUUCAAAAGGGAACCAAAUCAAACUAGAAGAAUGAGAAGAAAAUCUCAGUCAAAGUAGUCAGACCUUUACAGCUCGGGAAACAUAAUCUAACAUAUCAAAUGAUAAAGAGCUUGUAAGAUUCUUGAUUUACUUUCUAACAUAUAUUCCUAUAUUUACUUUCUGCUAUGUGCACUAUCAUCCCCUUUGGGAAUGGAAAAAACACACAAAUCAAAGAAGCAAAACAAAUAAAGGGUAUAAUAAUAUUGGAAGAAGAAUAUUUUGAGAGAACUCAUGAAGUUUUCAUAUAUAUAUCAUUUUUUUAUAACUUUUUAUUUUUUUAAUUUUCAUUAACUGCCCAUAUAACAAUGCAACAGCAGAUUCUCAAUCAUCCCCUCCACUCUUAAGGAAACAGCCAUGAUUGCACCCAGCAAUACUUUUCAAUAUGGAAACCUAAGCUCUUGAGCUACCCACCUUCUUUCGUUUCUGCUUGCUUUCUCCAUGAUCUUCUAGUAUAAAUCUGUCAGUCCCAUCAUCUUUAUUUUCACCCCCACCAUAUCAUCCUUUUUUCUUUUUCUUUUUUUCUUUUUUUCUUAUUUUCCAUGAUGGAUCCCUCAUGCACCACCUCUUCUGUCAAUGGCUUCUACAACUUUCUCAACCAAGGACUCGACGAUCUUGAUCAUUCCUUGCUCUCUCACGACUUCAUGUCAAUCCAAUACCUUCAAAAGGUGCUAUCCUCACUAAGAUCCUUUAAUUCCCAGCUAACCGUUUUGGUUCAAAAGCUUCACUUGCCAAUAGGUGAAAAAUGGCUCGAUGAAUACAUGGAUGAAAGUUCUAGGCUUUGGGAAGCAUGUCAAGUGCUUAAAUCUGGUGCCUCCGGGAUGGAAAAUUACUAUUCGACUGCUGCCAAUAUAGAAACCUCGAUGGAUGGUUAUCGCCGUUUGAGCCCUCAGCUCUCUCGUCAGGUGAUUCGGGCUAUAAGCGGUUGCCAGAGGGAAAUUGUAGCAUUGGAAGAGGAUCACAAGAGCUUGAUGGAAACAAGAAUUCAACCACUCUCAUUAUGUUUCGAUGAGAACAUUUCGUCAACAUCAAAUUUCAACGGGUUCUAUGGUUUUCGAGGUGUUCUUUAUGCAAUGAGGAACAUUAGCUCAUUGCUUUUGAUGAUCUUGCUUUGUGGACUUGUGUACUGUUGGCCUGCAUCGAGCUUUUGCCAAGGAGGAUCAGGGUUCGAGGGAAUAAUAUUGCUAUUGCAGCAAAGAGUUGCAAAUGAGAUAGAACACGUUGAUCAAGGACAGCCUGGGAUUUUGCUGCACGAGCUCCGGGAAGCGAAGGCAGCAAUGGAAGAGUUGAAAGUUGAAAUGGAGAGAUUUUUGGAGUAUGAAGUUGAGAUUGAUGUCCAAGACAGGGUCGAGAGGUUGAAGAGUUGCUUUGGGUCUUUGAGAUGUGGGGUGGAGGCUAUCAUUGGACAGAUUGAUGAUUUUUUCGAUGAAAUAGUUGAAUGGAGGAAGAAGCUUUUGGACAUGUGCACUCAUAGGUAGCAAGAAACUCUGGACAUGUGCAGCCCUGAGUUCAA
Juglans microcarpa x Juglans regia is the source of this 1947-nucleotide messenger RNA. RefSeq lists its product as uncharacterized. NCBI's taxonomy places the organism in Eukaryota, Viridiplantae, Streptophyta, Magnoliopsida, Fagales, Juglandaceae. The transcript is spliced from 3 exons. The record is from RefSeq and is a predicted model, not a curated record. Bases 977 to 1912 code for a protein of 311 amino acids.